Molecule: messenger RNA, 2520 nt
Organism: Echinostoma caproni
Lineage: Eukaryota; Metazoa; Platyhelminthes; Trematoda; Plagiorchiida; Echinostomatidae
Source: the annotation of a GenBank genome assembly
AUGGAAGUGUGCGACACGGGUUCGGCUUCCAACUGUUUUCCCAAUAGACCUUAUCAUAGACAACCGUACGAUUUGAGUCCAGCAGCUGCAGCAGCCGCAGCAGCAGCUGUAGUGGCUUCUGCAACUGCUGUUGGAGGUGUCGUGCCGAAUGUUGGUCUGCGAUUUGCAUACCCUGGCUAUUCGAUUCCAAGUUCGCAGUAUACCGCACCUUAUCAGGUACAACCGACUAACAAUUCGCCCUACGGAACUGAAACGACAAAUCACUCUCCGCAUUACAAAGAACAUUUUAUCGAUUCACGUAAACCGUUUGGACAGUAUGAAUCAUUACACGGGGUAGAAAACAACCAACGAGGUUACAGCGCACGCUCGAUUUCCGACACAAAUGACUAUUCCCAAUAUGUGAACCAUUACAACGCCAAGUCCAUGACAUAUCCAGUGGUUACUUCCCCUUCAGUAGCAGUUAGUGGUAUGCCCAUAUCUCAUGCUACCGCUGUUUCCAACCCGACCAAAGCGAUUCAGUCGAUAAACGAGUCACAGCGUGGUCAUUGUUCACCCUGGACACAAAUCCGCCCAAUGGUCACCUCAGCUGGCGAUUCGGGGAAGAAUUUGUCAGCUGACCACGGAGUUGGUGGAAUGCGCAAAGCAGUCGAUACGAUGCGAUUCACUUCGAUUCCCAGUCAAAUUCCCUCAGCGACUGGAGCGGACAUUCUGUUGCAUCACGCAACUAGUCUUUCUCAGUGGGAUGUGAAUGAUCCCAAACUACCAAAGAUUCGUCAGUUUGAUACGUUCACUAUGUGGCCUCAGGGACAUUGUCGAUUUGCUUACCAAAAAUCCGCUUCCGAAGGAGCUCGACGUCAUGCCAGUGGAUGGGCAAUGCGAAACACAAACAAUCAUAACGCACAAAUUUUGAAGAAAAGUUGUCUCGGGGUACUGUUGUGUACCAAUGAAGGAUGUCCAUUAGCUAUGCGACCUGCAAUAUGUGAUAAAGCCCGGCGAAGACAAGAAGGUCGCCCUUGUUGUAUGCCCAAUUGCAACGGACGAAUCUACAAUCAACCAUGUCGUGGUCAUGGAGGUUACCCGGUUACUCAUUUUUGGCGGGAACAUGGAGAUACUGUCUAUUUUCAGUCCAAAGGUACGCACGAUCACAUACGUCCAGAUUUGAAACCAGUUCGUGAUACGGCCGCAAGAAGGCGACGACAGAUUCAGUUGGAAAAGCUUCAACAAACCCGGAGUCUGACGAGCUCGGCGGAGAGUAAUGUUCGGUCUUCCGAGUGCUUAUCAACUCGUGGAAACUCGAGGACACGAGAGGUGACGCGUAUGGCUGGUUUGGUUAGAAAACGAGCAGCGGAACGCGUGGAAUCCAAAGUGAACGAUAUGCCACUGGGCGGAAAGUUACACCAAUCAGAAACCAAUUGGGCCUCUUCAGUGGAUCAAGGCAAAAUAGCGCGAACCACAUUGGGGACAGACAAGCCAACCUCUCCUACUUCCCUCUGUACAAAACCAGAACCAAUCUUCCCCAGUUCACCAGCUCUUGGUUCCUAUUCUGUCACCAGUCAUACCGGACAAAAUCCUUUGCAUUAUCAAGUUUCCCACGGAUUCGAUCCGACCAGAGACCACCAACAUCCCCACCUAUUUACUGCAUCCGUUCCAACCACUACAUCCCAUUCCAACACACAUUACCCUAUGAACGGUAUGUAUGCUGUAAGUCGAUUCCCUCCGCAUCUAUUCUGCCCACGUGUAGAAAAUUCCUCAGCCACACAGACCGAAAAUGUUCCAACUUCAACUACCCUGACAACCAGUUUUAUGAAAGAUCUCCUCUACGAGGAUGAGCUAAGAAAACCGGACAGCAAAACAACUUAUCCAGUGUACACAGAUCCGCCCUCGAUUUCGGUGAAGGCCCCUUUGGUGCAAAACAUCUUACAAUUGUCGCAACAUCAACCAAUACAACACACCAUAAUGGCCGGUCCCAACAGUGAGUCUACUUCCGGAGGUCUGAAUGCUUCAUGGUCCACACCAUCCCCACCGACUGGUGGAAGCUCCAGUCUGUUCGGUGCUAGCGAUAUUCGCAAUGUCGUGACAGCUGCAACCGGAGUGGAUGAAUGUGAACCGAAGGACAAGAUGAAUGUGAACUCACAAACAUGGCGAGUCGAUUCCUCGUGUUAUCAAGCACCCGUGCCAGGCCCAACUCACCUCACCUCACCCACACGUAUCCCUCCAGGUGGAUACGGGUUUUCCACACCGACUCACCCAGCUUACGGUAUCCAGCCACUGUCUGCUUUAGAGUCUCCGGACAAUCUGGUAGCACCAUCUUCACUCCUAAUGUCUUCUAGUACACCGUUAUCGAACGGCUCAAUUUUAGCCAGUCGAUUUGCUCACCAUCUAACACAGACCGGGGGGUCCUAUCCAACUGGUUACAUCACUCCGAUACCUUUCUACUCGAACAGGUCCGAUUCUCGCAGUACACGAGCAAGCAGUUCCAGUGGUGAAGCUACGAGUCAGGAAAGUGGUUCGAUCGUAUGA